AUGAAGUAUUCAGACAUCCGUUUCAACGGCUCGCUCUUUCGCUCUGGCAUUUAUCGACAGCCUCCGAGCCCCGAGGUAGAUCAGAAGUGGCUCGACUUGGGGUUGAAUCGUAAGUCAAGCUUGCCUUGUGCUUCAAAUGAUGGCAUAUUGACCUUGGGCAUGUUUCCCCAGUCCGGCCUCAAGUCUUGCCAGCAGAACAAGCGGAGAGAGCAGGACUCACUCUGGAUCAAGCCAAGCGUCUAGACUCCCAGGGAGGAGGCUAUUACGUCGAGGUAGAAGCAAUCCACCACCUCCAUUGCCUGGCAAGUCACCAUUCGCUAGUUCCGAAAUCGAGACGACAGCUGACAGGCGUGCAGAACGUGCUACGCCAAAACAUCUGGUUCAACGCAGAGUAUUACCGCCAACGACGAAUGGGCGUCUGGGCCAACACUGAAGCGAUCGUACGCCUGCACGUCGGGCAUUGCAUCGACAUCUUGCGCCAACAGCUCAUGUGUACAGCCGACACCGGGCUCUUCGGUCAGAUGUGGGCGAACACGACCAGCAUGAGGACGUUUGCGGAUUUCAGUACGCACCACAAGUGUAAGGAUUUUGAUGCGGUGAAGAAGUGGGCGAUUGAGAACCAGGCAGGGGAGACAGAUGUGGCGGCUUAUCACGAGGGCGAUUUGGUGAUUGACCGAUAUCCUUAG
Molecule: messenger RNA, 686 nt
Organism: Lecanosticta acicola
Lineage: Eukaryota; Fungi; Ascomycota; Dothideomycetes; Mycosphaerellales; Mycosphaerellaceae
Source: the annotation of a GenBank genome assembly